AUGUCCCAUUCCAGACCCAUUCCUCAACAACAACAACAACAUUAUCACCAACAGCAACAAUAUGUACAACACGCAAAUCAUCAUCCUUCCCUUUCUACCUCUCCAAUCAAUAGUAGUAACAUGAUGAUGAGCAGAGCUAGAUCAUCCCAGUCCCCCACUGGUUCUUCUUCCGUCCUUCUUGCUUCAUCUCCAACACAACAAAAUUUCAUCAAGAUGAAGGCAGCAUCUUCCUCAACCACCUCAUCGGCCGAAGGACUCACUGCAGAAGAAUAUGAAUUGCUGAAUCAAAAGAAGGAACGUUUUCAAACAUGUAAAGAAGUGUUAGAUCGAUUGCAUUGGGACGAUCAAUUAUCGGAUGUCCUCUCGAAUCUGAGCAUGAUUUAUAAGGAUCGAUUUGAAGGAGAUGUACUGAUUGCAUACAGUGAAUAUGAAAAUUCUGAAUUGAAAGAAGAUUUACCAGAGCAUCGUAUUCAAACAUUGAUUUAUCGAGAUCAACAUGUCUUUUGGGAUAAGAACAAACGAAUUGACCUCAUUUCCAACAAGGAAAUAUUUGCAUUGAUCGAUUCAUAUUUGAAUCCACAAGACACACAAACUCAACAGGCAAACACUGCUGAAACAAAGAAGAAGAAGAAGAAGAAAUCCAAGUUGCCUUCUGUCCGUUUGGACAAAUCUGCAGCAAGCACGUUGGUCAAGCAUCAUAAUUAUGCCAGUGGAGAUAAUCUAUUGGUCGGUGAAGAUGGAGAAGAAUACGAAGAAGAGGAAGAUGAAAUUGAAGAAUACAUGGCAGAAUAUGACGAGAUGUAUGGUCAAUAUCUCAAUAGAUAG
Messenger RNA from Naegleria fowleri, 825 nucleotides. RefSeq lists its product as uncharacterized. The coding region runs from base 1 to 825 and encodes 274 amino acids. The record is from RefSeq and is a predicted model, not a curated record. Lineage: Eukaryota; Heterolobosea; Eutetramitea; Acrasida; Naegleriidae. The transcript has a single exon.